Molecule: messenger RNA, 3926 nt
Organism: Grammomys surdaster
Lineage: Eukaryota; Metazoa; Chordata; Mammalia; Rodentia; Muridae
Gene: Shtn1
Product: shootin 1
Exons: 17
Coding region: 544-2439 (631 amino acids)
Source: RefSeq, a predicted model, not a curated record
AACAAGCACUUGCUUGGUGGGCAGGUGCUUGGUGUAGAACAGAGCGUUUUCCAACCCUGGCUCGAGAGAGCAGUGCGUGAGACUGGGGCAGGACCGUCUGGGGUCGGUCGGGUCUUGCUCAGAUCCACUGUCCAGCUCUGGGGUGGUGAACCCGGGAAACCCGGGGCGAGUCUCCUUGGAGCGCACCUCGGGGUGGGAAGCCGGGAGCAGCGGCGGCCUUAGCAGGACCACACACAACCUCCUGGGAGGAUCGCAGUCGCCCCAAGGCCACGACACUUGACCCGCCUCCAAUGGUCCACGCCCGUCCCAGGCCCGGCGCCCAGGCCCGCCCGCCGCAGGUGGGGCAGCCAGGGCCCGCGAGUAGGUGCGUGGGAUGAUCUCACCGCGUGCGGCGCGCCAGGAGGAGGAGGAGCGGGAGCGAUCCCAACUUCCGGGUAGUGCAGCCGCACGCCGCGCCACCGGCAUCUUGCUUUCUGCUCCCCCUCCCCCGUGUCCCCCUCGCCUCUCCCUCCUUGCCUUUUAUCCCCAGCCCCACCCGCCAAAAUGAACAGCUCGGACGAGGAGAAGCAGCUGCAGCUCAUCACCAGCUUGAAGGAGCAAGCCAUAGGCGAAUAUGAAGACCUUCGAGCAGAGAACCAGAAGACAAAGGAGAAGUGUGACAAAAUUAGACAAGAACGAGAUGAAGCUGUUAAGAAACUGGAAGAGUUUCAGAAAAUUUCUCAUAUGGUUAUAGAGGAAGUGAAUUUCAUGCAGAACCACCUUGAGAUAGAGAAGACAUGUCGAGAGAGUGCUGAAGCCUUGGCGACAAAGCUAAAUAAAGAAAAUAAAACACUGAAAAGAAUCAGCAUGUUAUACAUGGCCAAACUGGGGCCAGACGUAAUAACGGAGGAGAUAAACAUCGAUGAUGACGACCCAACCACUGAUACAGAUGCUGCGGCAGAGACCUGUGUGUCUGUUCAGUGUCAGAAGCAAAUCAAAGAAUUUCGAGAACAAAUUGUGUCUGUUCAGGAAGAAAAGAAGGUGCUAGCCAUUGAGCUGGAAAGCCUCAAGAGCAAACUAGGGGAGGUGAUGGAGGAGGUAAACAAAGUUAAACAAGAAAAAGCUGUUUUAAAUUCUGAAGUUCUUGAGCAGAGGAAAGUCUUAGAAAAAUGCAACAGAGUGUCCAUGUUGGCAGUUGAAGAGUAUGAAGAGCUGCAGGUGAACCUGGAACUGGAGAAGGACCUUCGAAAGAAAGCAGAGUCUUUUGCACAAGAGAUGUUCAUUGAACAAAACAAGCUGAAGAGACAAAGCCACCUCCUGCUGCAGAGCUCCCUUCCUGACCAGCAGCUUCUGAAAGCUUUAGAUGAAAACUCAAAACUUAUCCAGCAGCUUGAAGAAGAGAGGAUCCAACAUCAGCAGAAGGUCAAAGAGUUAGAGGAGCGGCUGGAGAACGAAGCACUUCACAAAGAGAUCCAUAACCUCAGACAACAGCUGGAGCUUCUGGAAGAUGACAAGAGAGAGCUGGAGCAGAAAUACCAGAGCUCAGAGGAGAAGGCCCGGAACCUGAAGCAUUCAGUGGAUGAACUCCAGAAGCGAGUGAACCAGUCGGAGAAUUCGGUGCCUCCCCCGCCUCCUCCUCCUCCACCUCUCCCUCCUCCACCUCCCAAUCCAAUCCGGUCCCUCAUGUCUAUGAUCCGGAAGCGAUCCCACCCCAGUGGUAACAGUGCUAAGAAAGAAAAGACAACUCAGCCAGAGACAGCUGAGGAAGUCACAGAUCUGAAGAGACAAGCAGUGGAAGAAAUGAUGGACAGAAUUAAAAAAGGAGUUCAUCUUAGACCGGUUAACCAGACAGCCAGACCCAAGGCAAAGCCAGACUCUCUAAAGGGCUCAGAAAGUGCGGUGGAUGAACUGAAGGGGAUCCUGGGAACACUUAACAAAUCCACUAGCUCCAGAAGCUUAAAAUCCCUUGGCCCUGAGAGCAGUGAAACUGAGUUAGAGAGGAUUUUACGUCGCAGAAAGCUGACAGCAGAAGCAGAUAGCAGUAGUCCUACCGGGAUAUUAGCCACCUCAGAGUCCAAGUCCAUGCCAGUGUUGGGUUCUGUAUCCAGUGUAACAAAAUCAGCCUUGAACAAGAAAACUCUGGAGGCAGAAUUCAACAACCCGUGUCCCCUAACACCUGAGCCAGGUGAAGGGCCCCGUAAAUUGGAAGGAUGCACGAAUUCCAAGGUUACCUUUCAGCCUCCCAGUAAUGGUGAAUACAGGAGAAAACGUGUGGGCAGUGAAAACCAAGCUGAGCCAGUUGUAGUUUUAGAUCCUGUUUCCACACACGAACCCCAAACCAAAGACCAGGCUGCUGAAAAAGACCCAACUCAAUGCAAGGAGGAGGGAGGAGAAACACAACCAGAACACAAAGAAGACAGCAAUGGAAAAACGGGAGAGACAGACAGUUCCAACUGCUGAUCUGUAACCAGAGGCUGGUGUUUUUGCGGAGCCUUCUCAGUGAGCACGUGGUUCAUCUGCGUGUACUGUCAGGAACUGUUGGACAUUUCUUUGUUCUGGCCACACACUUCUUUGCUGGUAUCACUUUGUAAGUAGCAAUUAUAAACCUAAGUAAGCUGUUUAGCAAAAAUGCAUCUUCUGGGUAGUUUUUAAUCUUUACAGGGGUGAGGGUUCUUUCUGGUUUCUAUAUGAAGUAUGACUUCCCUGAGACGGUGGCAGAGCUCGGAUGUUGGUGUCUUUACAGGGAAUGUGUGUACCACUCAUCAAAUUAUUCAUGGGAAAAUUCAAGGUGGUUGCUGGUAACUAGAUAAACAGAGACCACCAAACUUAACAAUUAUCUUAAAGGCACCCUUUAAUUCAAGCCCUAGCACCUGAAGAGACUAAGGCAAAAGGAUCAUUUGAAUCUGACCUUCACAGUUUGGGUCACAUAGCAAGAUUCUAUAUAAAGAAAAGAAGGCCUGGGAGAGUUUCUGUUUGGGGUCUGGUCUUCUGAUGGGAAACUGCAGCAGUCUGGACGUCAGUAGGUCCCUGUAGUGUCUCCAUUUUGUAGGGUGCAUGAGACCAUCCAUCUCUGAGCUCAGGAGGUGGCAUCAUGGUCUCUUAGGUCUGAGUUGAGCACAGUUGACUAUUGUGUGGAAAAUAUGACCCUGUGUUCAAGGCUUACAGAGUCCUUCAGGGGUGAUGUCCUGGCGGCCUCAACAACAGAAAACUGGCUUAGAUGUACGCUCAAACCUUGAAUUUAACAGGGAUGCCUCGGUAAGCUAUGUGCUCUGUUCCACGAGUUAACUGUGUUUUCCCACACAUUCACAUGGCACAAGUACCAUAGUUUACGCCAGCUCUCAUGCACAGUGAAGAUAAGUGACAAGCACAUAUUGUUUUUCUUCCUUCACUGCGGAUCUAUACUACAUGGGUCUUGUUUUGUUUUGGUUUUUUUUCAGAGGAAAUUAAGUGGUAGUUUCUAAGAAUACAAUGUUUCAGACUACCAGGGCGAAUAAAUAGAAAUGUAAUCAGGGAUUUAAAAAAAAAAACUUAUGCAGGUUUUCAAAGCUGAUUGUUUCAAAAUUGGUGUUUAUUUAAAAUAAGUGGUAAUGUAUUUGAGUGCACUUUUUAUGAUAAUGAUUCAGUAAUGGUAAUUUUACUAUUAAGGAAAUCGAAAGGCUUAGUUUUGUUAGCAUGACUCGGCAUGUAGCUGUCAGGUGCUCUGCACCUGAGGGCAAAAGAAAAUGAUAGUAACAAUUGCAGUAGUUGUAUCCUAUUGUAUUUUUGCACGUGUGCUACUAGUGUGGGCUUGGGGAGGUGGGAAGGCAGGUGAGGACACUUCCUCGGCUUGGGGACAAUUCUCUUUCUGUAGGUUCACUGGGCUUGACUAUUUCCCCUGUCUGUCAGUGAUGGUUUUAUAUCCCUGUCGGUUUACUCAUGGGGAAUUAAAACAUGAUUUUUUUUUUCAA